Messenger RNA from Arachis ipaensis, 423 nucleotides. NCBI's taxonomy places the organism in Eukaryota, Viridiplantae, Streptophyta, Magnoliopsida, Fabales, Fabaceae. The record is from RefSeq and is a predicted model, not a curated record.
UAAUUGCUUAUGGCCAUGGCUCAUCCGGACCGUGAAACACAAAUUGGAGAAGAUAGUGUCUUCUUUAUGGUGCUUAUGCCAUCAAUAGUUUCUCCUUGGUUGGACCAGAAAACAAAGAUGGCUAUGAAGGUACAGAGUAAUAGCUUCCACAUUCAGCAUGAUAGUUUCUCUGAAGUAGAACACUUAAAUGGAAAACUGCUAGAAGGAAACACGGUUGCAAGAGUUACUGGGGAUAAAAAUGAUGUUCAUCCAUAUCGUGGUUAUAGCUUUACUCGUGCACUAACUGAUGGAAAAGAGGAUUUAGGUUCUCUUAGAUUGAGCUUUUGAUGAAACUCAUUUUCAGUAAAAGCAUUGCAACAUGAACUUGUAUAGAGGGCUGCUUUAUUUAAAGGGACCAAGACCAACACUGAGGUUGUAGUGGUA